This is a messenger RNA of Magallana angulata, 7220 nucleotides long. RefSeq names its product receptor-type tyrosine-protein phosphatase epsilon-like. The transcript has 22 exons. Gene Ontology annotation, biological process: protein dephosphorylation. Gene Ontology annotation, molecular function: protein tyrosine phosphatase activity. The coding region runs from base 2116 to 4872 and encodes 918 amino acids. NCBI's taxonomy places the organism in Eukaryota, Metazoa, Mollusca, Bivalvia, Ostreida, Ostreidae. The record is from RefSeq and is a predicted model, not a curated record.
AAUGCAUUACUAAAUCAUCAUAAAAAAUAAAAAUUUAACCAAAACCGUGACUGUUCCCAUUUAAAAUAUGUUUCUAUAUUUGACUUUAAUUGGCUUGGUAUGGGGCUACCCAUACAUUCAUUUGAAGGAAUGAAUUAUGUCCAAAGAGAUUUCGUCACAGUAUGAUCAAAGAUUUGGUAGGGAAAGGGAAUGUUAGACCUUUGGCUUGACCCUGCAAAGGGAAACAACUUUUGGUGUGGAUUGGUCUCAACUUGUACUGCCACUUGUGCUUAAAGUCACUUCUUUGUAAUGUUUGAUAACUCUGUAAGCCUUGACCAGAGUGUUAUUAUAGUUUAUUCUGCAAUCUACCCAUUCCAGAAAAGUUAUGUUUCAUGGCCGAAAUCUUUGAAGAAAACCGGUAAGAUGUAGUCCCAUUGAUUUAAAUAAAUGGCAAAUUUAUCACAGCCAAGUUUGCACCAUCUGAAUGUUUUUGUGGUAAAGAGGAGAUCAACUAUAUAUCUACAUCUUCUCUCCUACAAGUGUUCAGUUUAUUCGCACCAAGAGAAACUUUGUUUACAUUUUGCAAAGUUUGGAUUGGAUUAUUGAUUACUGUACAGUCUGAUUUAAAAAACUUUUCCCUUCUUCUUACACUCAUUACUGUGAAAGGACUACAUGUAUAUAUAUACUGGUACACACCCUUUUAAGAGAAGGGGAUUGAUUUGAAUCGGACUGAUUAAUGUGUAGGUGUGUUAAUAAAAAACGCUCCAUGUGUACUUGUAGUUAUUACAUUUAACUGAUUCAGCUAGACAAGUAUAAUGUAAACUUUAUAGACUCAUUUAUCAAGACUAUGGACAAUGGGUAGUUUGAUGUGUCAAACAGUAAUUUGAUGUAGGCAUGUCUGUUUCAUUGUUGGGCAGCAUUUAGUCAAUGACUAUAGAAAUCAACGUUUGUGUGAUUCUUAUCUCUGCCUGUGUUGUCGAUGCAUAUUUCAAUUCAUUUUAAGGCAGUUUUAAUUUUCAUUUGUUUUUAUUCGUGAAAAAAUGAAAGUUACAUCAUACCAAAAUUCCAUGGUCUUAUUAAAAUAGCUCUAAAAAGAUGUGUGAUUGAAUCAAAUUUACAUAUAUUGUACCAGUUUUAAAUUAUACAUUGUAAUGAGAUUUCGUUACCUAUUAUUGCAACUCUCUAGUGGGAAUUGAGCAACCAUCAUUAUUUCGGGUGAUGACUGGUAUUUUUCAACUUUACAUUAAUUUGUAUUGUCUGGUAAUAUUACUUUUACAGAUUUCCAUGAGUUUUUUUGGCGGAUGAUUGAUGAACGAUCUUGUAUGCCCCCAUUCUCACCGCAGAGGGGGAAAACUCAUCCCCCGAGUUGCUUCCUGUGAGUGCGGCAAACAGUUGAUUGAUCACAAAUCGUAAACUUAUUCAGUUAGGAGAUUCGUAAUGAGAUUAUAUUAUACAACAGAUGAAAAAAACGCUCUCCAAUAAAACAUCAGCGCCAAUAUGUGUUUAAUGGUAAUGAGACGAUCUGACGAGACCGGGUUAUUGCGGAACACAAACCAGCCACAACUGCUGUCAACUUUCACUAUCGCAUCCAGAAAACCUGUCUAUACAGCUGACGUUCGCCUGAAGUCUACUUAUGAUUGGUCAUCCUUUAACUGCAUCUAAAUUAUGGUAUCUUAAAGAGGAGUAUGUACAUCUACAUCAGCAUGAUGGGAUUAUUUUUAUAACCCACCUUUUAUGACACAAAAUGGUCAGGCUUGACUUGAUUUGAAGAAUGGUACAGAUGAAACUAAGACCAAGAGAGGGGGUAAUGACUCUUGUCACUCCAGGGAGUCAGGCUACAGGUAGUACAGGACGACCGGCAUUCCAUGGGGACAGAUCUGAUUGGGUGAUCUUGACCAUCAGUGAAGUCUUCAUCACAGCACCCCCCUUUCUCCCCACCCACCCACCCACCUUUACAAGGACAGGAGCUGAGAGUGAAGGUUUUGAUAAACAAGGGCAUCAGGUUCCAACUCCUAUUCUCUUAAUUUGCCGCUGCAUCGGAUUUACUCCUCACAGUACAAGUACAUCAAUAGUAUCCGGAGGAUGUGGCAUAACAGGUGUUGGAAGCAAUGAUUGGAUGGUUGGUGGGGUGUUGCCAUGGCACCACUAGACCCAGAGCCAGGGAACAAUACCACAGACAUCAGUGACAAAGGCAGGUUUGUGGAGCCAAGCGCUGAUGAGAUCCUGCUAUGGGCCGUGGUCUGUGCUCUUGUCACCUUCUUUGGUUUGGGUCUAGCCACUUUUAAAUACCUCAGAGAUCAGUAUGACACACCUGACAAUAAGAAGAAGAGGAAGGACAAGUCAGAGUUGGAGAGGAGAGAGAAGGAAGAAAAGGCGGUGGCUGGCGUCAAGCGGGAACCCAUUGCAGCGGAGCAGUUCCUCCAAAAGCUCAAACAGAAAAAAUCGGACAAACAUCUCAACAUUGAAGUUCGGGCCAUUGUGAGGAACCAAGAUGAAUUCCCUAAUACGGUUGCCAUGACACCAGAAAACAUUUUGCUAAAUGUCAACCAAGAUGUAAUUACCUAUGACCACUCCCGGGUUGUUCUGUAUGAUAUACCGCAGGAUGAGGGCUGUUCAGAUUACAUCAACGCCAGCUUCAUUGAUGGUUACUGUCGAGCCAAAGAGUACAUAGCAACCCAAGGACCCAAGCAGAAGACAGUUCCUUCGUUCUGGAACAUGGUGUGGCAGGAAAGGGUUCACUGCAUCGUCAUGGCAACUGGUCUGUUUGAAAAUGCUAAUCAACAGUGUGACAAGUACUGGGGGGACGUAUUCAGCAUGCACAAGUACGUCAAACAUGGAGACAUCCACAUCUGGCUGGAGUCCACCAUGGAGAUCUCACAGCUGACAAUCCGGACCAUCCGGAUACAGAGGGAAGGGGCCCCUGACCAGCGCAUUGUUAAGCACUUUGAGAUGAUUGGCUUCAAUGACGAGGGUACAGACGCAGGGUUUGUACUGGAUUGCAGACGGAGAGUUCACGACUACAUGCUGACUGCCGACGGCCCAAUUCUUGUACACUGCAGAUGUGGAGGGGGUAAGACUGCUGUGUUCAUCGCGGUGGAUUACUGCCUGAAGGAGCUGGAGGCAGAGGGCCAUGUAGAUGUGUACAGUGCUGUUCUCUAUCUCCGAAAGUUUAGAAAAAAUAUGGUUCGAACCCUGUUUCAGUACCGGCUUGUGUACGAGUGUAUAGCCAUGUAUCUACAGUGUGGUAUAACAGUGGUGGCCGCGGUCAAGUUCCCAGGCGUAGCCUCCAGACUCGCAGUCAAAGACCCCAGGACCAGGAUGUUAGGCUUUGAAAAAGAAUUCCAGUCUCUGAAGUCUCAGGUAACCAAGUUAAGCAUUGGAGACUGCGCGGGAGGCCAUCGGUCAGAAAAUCGCAGCAAGAGUCGCGACAUCAUGCUGCUACCACCUGAACGAGCACGUCCCUACCUCUUGACUGCAGAGUCUAGUGAGCAUGCUACAGAUUUCAUCAAUGCAGUAUACGUGGACGGGUAUUACCAGCAGAACAACUUCCUGGUGACCCAGUGGCCCCUCCCCCACACGGUACCGGACGUCUGGAGGCUGGUGUUUGACUACAAAAUCACCUCCGUAGUGGUCCUCAAUGACUCAAAGUUCUCCAGGAAUUACCCUUGCUUUUGGCCAACAGAACUUGAUCAGGAGCAGAAAUUUGGACCAAUUGGAGUGAAGUAUUUAGGCAGUCACAAAGUGGCUCACGUCACCAUCCGGGCAUUUGCAAUCAGAAAACUGCCUAGACUGCAAUAUGACUCAGUUCUCAGACAUCUGGGAUCUGAUGCACUGAACAUCACCUGUAUACCUCUGGGAGAUGCCAGUCAGGACAUCACCAUUGUGAAGAUGUUUCAGCUCAACAGCUGGCCCAGCAAGGAGAAGACACCCUUCUCCUCCAAGUCCCUCAUCUACCUGAUGGGAUUUGUGGAGGAAUGGCAGCAGAGGACCAACCCCCUCAAUCCAGUCCUUGUUAUGUCAAAAGACGGCUUCACCAGGGUAGGGGUAUACUGUGCGUGUAACUAUUGCUGUGAUCAACUCAAAGCCGAGGGCGAAGUUGACAUUUUUAAUGCUGUCCGAAUUAUCAAAAAGAACAGACCUGCACUUGUGCCAAAUGUUAUGGAGUAUAUUUAUUGUUACUCUUUCCUUGUUUUUGUGAUUGAGAUUAUGCAAGAAGACAGACCCAAAAUAGUGAUAACCGGCCCUGCCACUAAGGCGGGCCAAGUGAAUCGAGGCUACGAUUUCACCAACCACCUGUCUCCCGAGGACACCUCUAGCCUAGCAGCCACCUCCGACUGGAGUUAUGUGACCGCCUACGACUCCGUGGUAAGAGACGGAUCGAAUCUUGCAGCAAGGGGGCGAGUGACCACCAGCAUUUCACCUAUAUCCCAGCUCCAAAUCCCCACAGUGGACAAAAGCCCCAGUAGUUCACAGCCCAGUGUCAGUAACUACAGGGGACACGAUAACAACAAACCUCUGUCCUCCAGUCGGUCCCCUGUUGUUGAUCGGGGGCAGGGGAGGAGAGUGUCGGAUAGAGAACAGACAAAACCCUGUAAUUCUGUGGGACAUCGACUGGAUUCCUACGAGCAAGGCCAUGUAGUUAGUAGGACGCAGCGAUUAUCAGACAGGCAACCUGAGAAAAACAAUAACUUCUUAGAACGCUCAAAUUCUAAUGGCUCAAGUGUGUACUACUCAAGUGGGUCCGUAGACACGAGUUCCACGAGUCAGGGGGAGGGACAUUCAGGAAGUGUCCGUGGUAAGGACAUCAGCACCUCACGCACUCGUAGACCCACCCUAAAGCGACAGAAUGCAGAGGAUAUGGUGGAAUUAAAGUCCAUGCAGAAACGAAGCUGAUAUACAUCACUGGGACCCUUGUGACACUGUGACAAUCCUAACACCUUUUCUUUUUAAAUUCGGCUUUGUACAUGUAUUUUGUAUGUUACAUGUUCUAGUUCUGACAACAGUGCCUAACUUGUUGUUCAUACUCGUUUAUAUCCCUGGGUUCAGAUUUCUGUAAACUAAUAUUAUUAUGUAGUAUUGAGCAAUAAGUCUCAACCUUAUGUUUCAUUUGUUAUCCCUGUUUACUUUGGGUUGCAUUUUAGCCCACUCCAUGGGUAACAGUGUUACUGUAAACCAACUUUUAUUCAUGUACGAGAAAUAUUCGCAAGGUUUGUGAGAGCCCCUUCGUCGCUAAUAUUUCUUGUCGCAAUCUAGUCCUUGUUGUAUGGCUAUAAAGUUGACUUUAAUUGUAGAUAAAACUUGGUCGCAAAAAUUAGUUGUCGCGAACCAGUUGGUUUUUUUUUUACGGUUAAUCGGGAAAUAAAGUGGUCACAAAUAAAAGUUGGUUUACAGAAUUUGGUAUUUUUGUGUACUGUAGACCAGGACAAAUUUGUUUUAGUAGGUACGUAUUUUUGAUGAUAACUAAUGUUGUGUGUAUUUAAUGAUAGAUUACGAGUUUAGACAUAGAAUUCAAUGGACAAUGAUGCAUUCAUCUUGGUUGUGUUACUUUAUAGUAAUGCACACAAAACUAAGCAGGUAUUGUGAAUGGCAUUAAGCUAGUUUGUUGUGCAUUCUGUAACAAAAUGCUUUUAUUUUCCAUUCAAGUCUUCCAAGUUUCUUGUAAUUCUCAUACAAGCCAAAGAUAACAUUUCCUUGUUUAUGUACACACUUGGUUGUUCCGUUCUGUUACUGAUUCACCAUUCUCAACUGUUUGUUGUAGGAUUUUUAUUGUUAUCUAUACCGUUACAUGCACCACAAUACACAGUUACCUUUUCCUUAUGUGAUAAUCUUAUUUAUGUAUAAACAUUCCUUAACCAGAGAUUGUUAUUUUGAUGUUGUAAAUUCUAUAAGCCCCCACUUACCACGCUGUUAUACGGACGUAGAUAGGGUGAGACAGGCUGGGGGUAAUACAAGGUCGGGGGACAAGGAUAUUGAUGUUUGUCUUCAGUGAUGUUUUGUACCAAUCCUACUGUUUCCUGCAGAAAUCUUUCGUAGAGUGUAAGCAAAUGCUAGGAAAAUUCCACAAAAAUACAUAUAAACCCGUAAUUUCAAUAUUCCAUUCAGCAAACAUUUAGUUGUUUUGGGAUAAGAACUGAAAGCAUAGAAUGAUUGUGCCUUGCAUUUAUAUGCACAUAAAAGUGGCUAACGCUAUUGCCUACCAAUACAUGUAGUAUUUCCAAUAACUGUUGGAUAUUCAAGGAUUUUCUUACAAUAAUUUCUGUCUAAUCCCCCAAUAGAGAAAUUCAACUUUAACAAUCAUCUGUUUCCAUACAUUUUAUCAUUUAUCCUGUUUGAUACAUUUUAUCAUUAAUUCUAUUGGAUACAUUUUAUUAUUCAUCCUGUUGGAUAGUUUUUAUCAUUUAUCCUGUUGGAUACUUUUGACAUUUAUUAUUUUGAUACAUUUUAUCAAUCAUGUUUGUUACAUUAUAUCAUUCACACGGUUGGAUACUUUUUUGAAUUUAUCCUAUUAGAUACAUUUCAUGAUUUAUAACGUUGGAUACAUUUUAUCAUUUGAUUGUAUGAUAAUCAUUCAUACUAUCCUUCACAUCAACAGUCCUUUGCACAUUUCAUUGUAUACUUUCCAUUACAUAGAUACAGGUAUAAUCCAUACCACCAUUAAACACUUUGAAACAAUAUUCCAUAAGUUAAGCAUGUUGUAUUGUUCAUCCUGGCACAUUGGGCCGUCUAAAUCAACAUUCCAUUCUCUCAACUGGAUUAGACAGAUAUUGCAAUACAUGUACUUUAACACCGACGUUGGCUUACUGUAAUAUCCCUUAUUGCUACUUUCUGCAAACAAGUUCUUCAGUGUGUGUAUAUUCCAUGUUUAACUACCGUGUAAUUUGUUCCAAUUUUCAUUGUACCUCUUGUUAUAUCCAACGACAAAAUACAGUGAAUGUGUGGUGAUGGGAAUACAUGUUGUCUGUGGAAUUACUGCAAACAUAUACAUCCGAGUGUCCUAACGUCAAAGAUGUUUCCUAGCUCCCAGAGAAAUGAUCAUUAAACCAAUCAAUUGUAUGAUUAUUUGUGGGGAGUUUAGGUCCUCUUUGGUGUGCAGUAUUUCAAUGUGAACAUGAUUAUUCAGAGUGGGAGAAUUGUUUUAUAUUUUUCUACGUGUAUUUGGAUUUUUUAUAUCAUUAAAAUAUUCUCAUGUUAAUCCAGAAUUAUAUUGGAUUAGUACAAUAAAAAAAAUCAAAUUAUUAUAA